AUGUCGACCAAGCAGAAGAAGCCCGCCGGAAAGCAGCGUUCCGCCAUUGCGGACGUCGUCGCUCGCGAGUACACCAUCCACAUGCACAAGCGCCUCCACGGUGUUUCCUUCAAGAAGCGUGCCCCCCGUGCCAUCAAGGAGAUCAAGGCUUUCGCUUUCCAGGCCAUGGGCACCACCGACGUCCGUGUCGACCCCCAGCUGAACAAGAAGGUCUGGGAGCAGGGUAUCAAGGGCGUUCCCUACAGACUCCGCAUCCGCAUCUCCCGCAGGCGAAACGACGAGGAGGGCGCCAAGGAGAAGCUGUACAGCUACGUCCAGGCCGUCAACGUCAAGAACCCCAAGGGUCUCCAGACUGUUGUCGUUGAGGAGUAA
This is a messenger RNA of Colletotrichum navitas, 372 nucleotides long. Its product is annotated as ribosomal protein L31e. The record is from RefSeq and is a predicted model, not a curated record. Lineage: Eukaryota; Fungi; Ascomycota; Sordariomycetes; Glomerellales; Glomerellaceae. The coding region runs from base 1 to 372 and encodes 123 amino acids. Gene Ontology annotation, biological process: cytoplasmic translation. The transcript has 3 exons. Gene Ontology annotation, molecular function: structural constituent of ribosome. Gene Ontology annotation, cellular component: ribosome; cytosolic large ribosomal subunit.